Messenger RNA from Camponotus floridanus (Florida carpenter ant), 5234 nucleotides. Its product is annotated as ankyrin repeat domain-containing protein 12. The coding region runs from base 479 to 3217 and encodes 912 amino acids. Gene Ontology annotation, cellular component: nucleoplasm. Lineage: Eukaryota; Metazoa; Arthropoda; Insecta; Hymenoptera; Formicidae. The transcript is spliced from 8 exons. The record is from RefSeq and is a predicted model, not a curated record.
GUGUUGCGUCAUAUUGUGCACCGUGUCCUAGAGUCAGUGUUGCGAAUCUCGUUUUCAAAGCCGAGAGCCCGCGCACAUGUCGCAUCGCGAGAUCAAAGCAUCGGCCCGACGAGUGACAGUUACGGAAGUGCGCGCUACGCGAGCGAUCUCGUCUCGGGCGCGAUGUGCACGAUUAACGGCCACGAUUGCCGCGGCAUUCGCGACUGCGUCAUUAUCAUCGCGCUCGUCGUAGCCGUGCCGUUGUUGUGAUGAUUCCGUGCGCGUUCACGCGAACUCGGUGGGUCAAGAUAGGGAAAAUAGUGAACCGACCGCGCACUUUUAAGGUUAUCCUCGCUCGUGGCGGUUUCCCAGCGCGUACAACGCGAAUGCAUCCGUAGCCUACGUUCGUAGUCCUGUCCGUGCAUCCUCUGGUGCAAGUGCGCGCGUUCCAUGCCCGUCCCUCGCGCUUUACGUCCACGUUUUCCGUGCUGCGUGUUAUAUGAAUUAUGAGGACGGAAUGCCCGCAGGCGGUAACAGUCGUUUCCGCGGUUACCCAGCGCGGAUGUCCGAACGGCAGCAGCUCGCGCUACUUUUGCAAAUGACAUCUCAGGAAAUGGUGUCAGACGUUGCAGGCACCGCUGGUUUACCCGACAAGAGUGCAACGACUACUCUCGACAAACCGUGCUCUCCUUCCGAGACGAGCACACCAGGGGCAACAACAGCGACAGCAGCAGCAGCAGCGCCGUCGAGCGAACAAGAGGAGCAGCAACCGCUCUCUUAUCAAUACCACACGCAGUACCAACAGCAACAGCAGCAACGCGCAGCCGGAAAUACCGCAGCCGCUGCAUCGCACGUUGCUGACGAUAGUGGAGCCUCCUGUGAGAUGCGGAGGACACCACCACAAAAUAAAGUCGAUAGAUCGGGAACUGGGCAGUCUGGAAGCUCGCCGAGGGUGACGCUUCGACUUAACCAGGUGCGAGGAGCGAGGGAUGAAAAGAAAGGGGCAUCAAAUUCCCGUCAGGGCAUCAUGAGUACACAGGGUCAAAGCUCCAUGGAGACUUCGGCGAAGACACCAGCCAAUACAUCGUCAACAAGCGCAAAUGCAGUUUCAGGUACUAGCACAUCCGGCAAUGCACCAUCUACUGAUAGCGGUGACAUAUACGAGUUUAAGAGCUCGAAAGAACCGACACCGGUGAGAGGCGCAAGCUCAUCUCCGAAUCCUAAUCCAGACAAAGAUAAGGAUGGUGGCGGUAAAUCUUCAAAUGGUCAGAAUAACCACAGUAGUGAUAAUAAUGCAUCCACUGCCAGUGGUUCAUCAAUAUCUGCAAAUGAAGCAAUAACGACGCCAUUAACUUCUGAUGAAGUCUCGACUGCUUCAAUGUCGCCAUCAUCGAAGCGUACCUUUGAGAGCGAUAAUGCGGAAGAGCAAGAUGAGGAAAAUCGUCGGAAGAAACGAAAAGAUUCCGAGAACGUGAAAGAGACCGCAAAGAAUAACACAUUAGGAAGGCAAAAUAUCAAUAGGAAUGCUGUUAGUGCUGGAGAAAAGUGUGUUAAAUCAGGUAAACAAGGAUCUGGAGUGACGUCCGGCAAAGGAAGUCAAAAUACGAGUUCUAUCAAUGCAGAUAGAAAGAGUCCUAGUACUUCUUCAAUGGCCAGUAGCCCAAAACCUUUGAAUACUUCUAAUUCGACGAAUGUGAAAACUAGUAUCCCAGCACUUGAAUCUGAUGGCGAAGAAGAUCGAUCAAAGUGUUCCGAUUCUAAUAUUGCUCCUAAAGUACCACCUCUGAAGAUAGUUAUUCCACAAAGUACGGCAUCAGAACAAGAGCAAGGCAAUAGAAACGGUAAAAAUAUUGCAAAUAGAAGUCAUCAAUUACCUUAUGUAGUUGCUAGCUCGAACAGCAACGAUUCAACUGAAAAAGACCAAAAUCAGUCAGCUAGUGGAACAACUAGUCCUACAGAAAGUGGCACUAAUACAAAAGGGGAAGAUAAGAAGGAUUUUGCUACAACUUUACAUGGAGAGGAAAGAUCAACACAUCAUCAAAGAGUAUUGAGAAGUUCACAUAGAACUGGAAAUGGUAGUAAUGGUUCCACAGCGUCAAAAGAAACCGCUCCUUCGUCAGGUAAUGGAAAUUAUUCCAAUUCGUCGCCAUUACCAAUUAAUACUUCCAUGGAUCGUUCGAAUAAUUCCUCACCGCAACAAAGACAUCAUUCUCCAACACCUGAAAUAAUUGGAUCUGAUGUUAAUAAAGCUACUUCGUCGGAAUCGACAAAUGUAGGGACUGUCUCAAAAUCUAAUACAACCGUGGAGAAGUUGGAUAAAAAUAUGGAUGGUACAGGAAAAAAUCAAAAAGAUAAUAGUACAGAAAAUUUGGAGAAUAUCUCGGUAACUACCUCCUCUACGAUGUCUAAUGCCGGUACACCGGCACCAACUGUAGAACUUCAUCCUAGAAAGAGAAAAAUGAAACCUAACAAAGAAGCACAACAAGCUGCGGCUACAGCUGCUGCCAGUGAAGCAGCUGAAGCAAUUAAUACGGGACCAGAAAUUCAUCCACAUGAUCAACCAAUUACUAAUUGUUAUCAAUUAUACCUUAAUAUUAGAAAGCAGAUUGAAAGAAGACGAAAGAGCUUAUUUCCUGUUCAACCAAAACCUCCUCAGGGUUUUAAGGAUUAUUUGAUGAAUCGCUGUACAUAUGUAUUAGCUAGUAAUGCAAAAGAGCCAAAUGUUAACCCACCAGCUGGUUUGCAUGGAGCUAUGAAAGAUUUAUACAUUGAACAAGAAAAAGAGCGAUAUCGUCUUAGAAUGCAACAUGUGGUUGAAAAAGAGAAAUUAGUUUUGUCAGUGGAACAGGAAAUCCUUAGAGUUCACGGUAGAGCAGCUAGAGCGCUUGCUAAUCAGUCUCUUCCCUUUUCUGUUUGUACAAUUCUCAAAGACGAAGAAGUUUAUAACGUCAUCACUCCCGAACAGGAAGAAAAAGAUAGAAAUGCAAGGAGUAGAUACAAUGGUAGAUUAUUCUUAAGCUGGCUUCAAGAUGUAGAUGACAAAUGGGAAAAAAUUAAGGAAGGUAUGUUGCUGAGACAUCAUAAUGAAGCAGAAUCAUUACAUGCUGUUCAACAAAUGCAUUGGGAAUGGAAAUUGAAAGAAGUGGGGCUCUGUGAAUCCAAAGUGACUCCUCAAAUAGAAGAUGUUCAUGUUCCAAUGGUACAUGUUUCAGACGAUUUCGAUUUGUUACCAGCUUAGUGUACAAUAUCCAUACAAUUUAAACUGGUAUUUGAGCUAUUCAUUUUUCAUGUCUUUGAAACAACUUCAAAGAUAAUUUUAAUCUGUGAUCUCUAUUAAUGUAUGCACUGUAAACUAAUUUUCAUGACACAACAGAAAUGCGAACACAUAUGUAAUUCUACAAUAUUGUGAUUGAAACAAAUUCCUUCAAAAGAUGGGUAAAUUAAUAAAUCAUUGCACUUAAAUCAAGAUUUUGAUUUUAAACAGAAAGAAGAAUUAAAAGAGGCUAAAAUUGGAAUUAGUAAGAUUUUUUUUAAAUAGACAUAUAGCUUUAUAUUUGCAGUUUAACUUUUGACAAUAUCAGUGAGAUUAGACUACACUAUGCCAAAAAUUUAGAAGAAUACUCUUUCAUUUUAUAUAGUUGAGACAAUUAAAAUAGAAUAACAUCAAUUUACUUGUAUGGAAAAAAAAUAUUCAUGUGCCUUGAAUUUUUCAUUAAAUUAGGAGUAGUCAAAAUAUUAAUAAAUUUGUAGUGAUCAUAUAUACUAUCUUUGACGAUGCGGCUUUGCUACAUAUGUUUUUAAAGGUCAACUAUGAAGACUGAAAAUCUGAGACUAUAUAAUAGCUAUAAAUUAUGAAAUAUCAUUUUUAUUUUACAAUUAAAAGAGAGAACUGUAUUAUAAUUGUGUGAUAUUUAUAAUCAGCAUAGUGUACAUAUAUUACAUGUGCAUAAAUUUUUUUUUUAAAGAGAUCAAAAUAAUUCGCUAAUUGGUAAACGACGUAUAGCUGGCCGCAGAUCAAAGUGCACUUGAUUAAAAACUCAUUUUAUUUAUUACAAGAGCUAAAUUAUAAAAUUCAAUUUUAUACCACACUUCUAUGUAAAAAAAAUAUCAAAAAAGUUUCAAAAUCAGAAAAUUUAAUUUUUCUGAAAAUAAAAAAAUGUUAAAUAUGUUAUUAGAUCUGUAAUAAUGUGCAACUAAUUAAAUACAAAUCAUUCGAAGAUUCCCGUAGUUUUAUAUUAAUUGCUUGACGAAAAAAAAUAAUUACAAUAUCUUUUAUCACUCAUCUCUUGCACAGUGUAUGUAAAUGUAGCAUUUGUGCAAGUACAAAUCAAUAUACUAUACAUAUAGAAUUGUAAUCGCUGGAAGCUAAUGUUAAAUAAGAAAGAAUAAGAAUGAUGUAUCUCUCUUUUUAUUGCGCCAAUGAAACAUCAAUAACAAUCAGUCGAAGUGUGUUAUUCUAUUUAAUUCGAAGAGUUUUUAAGUCUCUUGUAAUAGAAAGCAGUACAACAAGUCUAGUAAAUAUUCAUUUUUUAUAAAUAUUAUAUUUGUAUAUGCUCAUUUAUACAUAUAUAUGAAUUGUAACUAAAAAUUGUGUUUUAAUAUUGAUUUAUAAUAAAUAUGAAUAGAUAAAUAUAACAGAUUGAAAAAUAUGUAUUCAAACAUUGAUAAAGUACAGGUGCCCAUUAGGCUUGAAAACUAGUAUUGCUUUCUCAGUUAUCGCGUCAAAAUAGACCAGUGUGACAUGUGCGACUUUGGUAUGAUAUAAAAAAGAUAAAUAAAAUUCUAUAAUUUGAAUGUGUUUUCAAACAAGAUACUUGUUAAAUUUUUUUUACUAAAAGCAUAUGUAAAAUAUAAGCCUCUUGAUAAGCUGAUAAGUUUUUUUAAAUAUUAGUACUUUAACAGAAAUUAUUAGUGUACUAUUUUUAAUGUACUAUUAUUAGUGUAAUGGCAAUAUUAAGAAAUUGCUGUUAUUAUGGUGGAGUUAAUAAGCAAUCUGUAAGCAGUCUGCAAAAUAUAAUCAUUUAGCUGAUAGAGAUUGCAAGCAACCGAAGAUACGAUUAUUAUUUUUUUUUAUGAUAAAUUGAAUAACAGACAACCAUGCUUGAUUGUUGCCAGAACUCUGCUAACAUAAUAUGUAGAGCACAUUUUUUGAUACAUCUAGCAGAUUUAGCUAUUUGAAAACAAGAUGUCUCAAAAAUUACUGUAUAAUACUUUAAUCAUGUAUUUUGAAGAUAGAAUAAAAAAACCUAAUACGA